CUGCCUACCUACCCAUAAUUAUCCCAGUACGUACCUAACUACCACGCCGCCGCCGAGCUCAACCUCGCCCGAUUGGCUUAGCCAUCUUGGUCCAACAUGCCAACCUUUCCGACAUUACUGUAAGACUUGCCUACCCAACUCAAGACCAUCAACACCUGGACAUCGUACAAGGAAAUAUACAGGUCGACAAAGCACCAACCAGCUUGGCGUCAUCUAGAUGACUGUACAAACCAACGACACCCACAUGCACCAUGGCAAGAUGAACAACCUCUUUGACCUCGAUUCCAGACGAGUAGUCGUAGCGAGUGAAGGUCGGCGUCAGCGCGAACCGAACAGAAAAGCUUCGGGGAUUCUCGCUAAGCUUGUGGAAUGUCGUCGUCGCAUCGCCAUAGAGGUUUCGUGUCUGGUUCACCAUCCUGUUCCAGUUGACGUUGGUCCCAGCAACAGGCCACAGAAUCUCCCACUUGACUGCCUCCAUCCGCAAUCGAAAGCCGAUACGGUAGCCCUUGAUGUAGAGUUCGGUGAGAACAUGGUCACGCUCAGGGUGAGCUCCAGCCUCAAUGGCACCGGACAAGCGGGACAGCAAUUCCUGAGUGCGUUUGUCGGCGGCCUUGGUGCGCCACUGCUUAUGCUUCUCGUCAUUCUUGAUCCGCGAAUACAGUGCUUGCUGCUCUAGGCAAGCUUGGUGUCUAAGUCCCAAUGGUCCUUCUUUCAGGUUCCUGUAUUCGGAUGAGAGCUGCUCGCAUUGUCUGCCGGCUUCGUGUUCAGAGUGGAGAAGUGCGUUUUCGCAGAGUGUAUAAAAAACGAUCUGACGGAUGAUGUCUACC
Messenger RNA from Periconia digitata, 827 nucleotides. The record is from the annotation of a GenBank genome assembly. Lineage: Eukaryota; Fungi; Ascomycota; Dothideomycetes; Pleosporales; Periconiaceae.